AUCACUAUAACGAGCCAUAUUAAAAAGAUAGUAAACCAUUAACCAACAAUUUGAAAAUUUGAAAGAUUCAAAUUAGUGUCCGAGGGCGCCAUUUGCAGGUGGGCCGGAUUUUGUUUCAGGUAGUUCUGUGCGAGGAAAAGGGAAGGCGAGCCAAGCGAGAUACAAUUUCCAUACAUUCUAGCCUCUACACGGUAAACCAGAUCUAACAAGGGAUUGAAAAGCCAACAGAGGAACAUUAGCAAGUAUUCAAACUAAUUCUUUUAUCCUUCAACCUGAAGAAUUUUAGAUGGAACAAAGCACUGACAUUGCUAAGAGGCUUGACUUUGAUGAAGAUGUUGAUGCAUCCAUUGAUCUUGACUUUUUCUACAGACGCAUAGAGGAGCUGGCUAAAUUACCCAGACAUAUAAAGGAACUUGAGAAUGAAGCUAUGGCUAUAGCAGAGUUGGAAAUGUGUACUGAUUCGUAUUUUGAGAAACUCAAGGAAAUGACUUUAGGGAUACGGUCUGAGUAUAUUGACCUUACAGAAAAGGAAAAUUGUUUGGAAUAUAGUGGGAUUGAUGAUUCUGACAUGCAGCUGCAGAAUCUUAAAAAUGAGCUCCAUUGUGCACAAGUUGAGUCUGCAAGAAUUUCUGAGGAAAUUGAAAAUCUAGCUUCAACAGCUGCAAGAGAUGUGAGUCAACUUGCACACGAAUUAUUUGCCUUGGAAACAUACCUAAAUUCUUCAAAGGAAGAAAAUAAAGAUGAUUGCAAGCCUGAUCAGAACGAAGUCAUUAAUCAACUAGAGAAGCAACUUAAUGAAUUGAAAAUGGAGGAGGCCAAAUGGAACGAGCUUAAAAGGCAUGAGAAUUGGAUGUUAUUUGGAGAAAAUUACAAGUUUGAGGCACUGAAGCUGAAAGAUGAACUAAUUGAGAAAAGAGCAGAGUGGAGAAAUCUGCAGAAACUUGAUGACAUGUGUAAACAGAUUGAGGCCAUCAGAAUGGUUGAAGAUCUUCUUUGUGAUAUAAAGGAUAUUAGCUUUGUGAAUGGUUGCAUUCAGCUAUCACUGAAAACUUGUAUCCCUGCAUUGGGAGGUUCCUUAUGUCAAUUCAAAUUUGAUUGCAUUAAAGAGUCAUUCGCUGUGGAUCAUAGGCUACUGAUAAAAACAGUGGCAGAAAACAUGACACUACAAGAUGCAGAGCUUAUUCCAAAUGACGUGCCUAUAGAUGAUAUCGUCAAUGCUGCCAAAGUAAGAAGUGAUCCAGUGACAGCAAUUGCCCUAGCAGAAUUUAGAGGUCGAUUUGAGUUUUUGGUGAAAGAGAUUCAGUUUCGCAUUUAUUGCCAUAAUAUAAGGUUGGCUUUACUCGAGCAUGAUGCAAAGCUUUCUCGGAACUCUUUUAGUUAUUCGGAGAGGGAUCAAGUUAUAACUGUCCAUGUGUUUGGAGGAAUCAAAGCAUUUAUUAAAGUUGCUAAUAGUUGGCCGGUAUCCACGAGUCCUCUAAAACUAAUUUCGUUGAAGCCUCUGGAUGAGUCUGCUGGUGACAUUUCAUUCUCUAUGCUUUGCAAGGCUAUGGAAAUAUCAAACUCUCUUGAUAUGUCAAGAAGACAAAGUCUUUUACUUUUUAUUGAUGCGAUAGAAGACAUUCUUUUGCAACAAAUGCAAAAACCUUCGAGUUUUGGAAAAUAAUAUAAAUCUUAACUAGAACUCUCCUUGUAUUAACUAUUUCACGUGCGAUUAUAUUAAUAAAUGUUGUACCAUAAUCUUAAAUGAGGUUUACUUUCCUUUGUAAACCUUGUUUAAUUAUCCUAGGAUAUUGAAAUUGUAGGCAUGCUGAUUGUUGUGUUGUAAGUAUUAAUUGUAUUGUGAGUGCCAUUUACUAAUGUUGAUUGAUAAAUAUUAAAUUCAUUUCAUUUUGUUAACAAAA
Messenger RNA from Cryptomeria japonica (Japanese cedar), 1901 nucleotides. RefSeq lists its product as uncharacterized. The record is from RefSeq and is a predicted model, not a curated record. The coding region runs from base 287 to 1663 and encodes 458 amino acids. The transcript is spliced from 14 exons. Lineage: Eukaryota; Viridiplantae; Streptophyta; Pinopsida; Cupressales; Cupressaceae.